This is a messenger RNA of Mesitornis unicolor (brown roatelo), 820 nucleotides long. RefSeq names its product mitochondrial ribosomal protein L44 (gene MRPL44). The annotation marks the transcript as partial. Gene Ontology annotation, biological process: primary miRNA processing; regulation of gene expression; rRNA processing. NCBI's taxonomy places the organism in Eukaryota, Metazoa, Chordata, Aves, Mesitornithiformes, Mesitornithidae. Gene Ontology annotation, cellular component: nucleus. The record is from RefSeq and is a predicted model, not a curated record. The transcript is spliced from 3 exons. Gene Ontology annotation, molecular function: ribonuclease III activity; double-stranded RNA binding.
GUCAGAGAAGCCCAACUGGGAUUACCAUGCAGAGAUACAAGCUUUCAGCCACCGGGUACAUGAGAAUUUUUCUUUGGGUCUUCUCAAGACUGCAUUUGUCAAUUCUUGUUAUAUUGAAAGUGAAGAGGCAAGACGCCAAGAACUUGGGCUAGACAAAGAAACGGUUGUUCUUAAUCUGCAAGAUAAUAGUGGACUUGCUGAGCAAGGGGAGUCUUUUUCACGUUCUUACCUGACACAGUGCUUUGAAGGUGCCUACCCAGAUUUACCUGCAAAGGGGAUAGGAGCACUCGUUGAUUUUCUUACCAGUCAGGAACUUGUUUCUUAUGUGGCUCGAAACCUGGCUAUACAGGACCUGACGCUUUGCAGAGAGUUUCCCGUCCCACCAGCUGUACUACAGAGGACGUUCUUUGCUGUGAUAGGAGCCUUGCUCGAUAGCAGCGGGCCUGAGAAAACAGGGAUCUUUGUCAGGGAUUUUUUUAUUCCCCAGCUGAUUGGAAAAGACCUGUUUGAGAUCUGGGAAGUUGUAAAUCCUAUGGGCUUACUAGUGGAAGAGCUGACCAAGAGGAAUAUCUCUUCUCCAGAACCAAGAAUUACCAGGCAGCUGGGAGUCAGCACAGUUCUGCCACUGUACUUUGUUGGGUUGUACUGCAAUAAGAAGAUGAUAGCUGAAGGUCCUGGUGAAACGCUGCUUGCUGCAGAGGAGGAGGCUGCCCGCGUGGCGCUGCGGAAGCUCUAUGGGUAUACAGAGAACAGGAGACCUUGGGAUUACUCGAAACCCAAACAAGGAGUGGCAGCUGAAAAGGCAAUCAGCAGUAAUUAG